Molecule: messenger RNA, 2481 nt
Organism: Ectocarpus sp. CCAP 1310/34
Lineage: Eukaryota; Phaeophyceae; Ectocarpales; Ectocarpaceae
Source: the annotation of a GenBank genome assembly
AUGACAGACAACCCAAUGGCGCACGUUCACUCAGGUCACGAACUGUUCCAGACGCCGGCGGUCGAAGCUGAAUUCACUGCGAUGAACCAAAAGUAUCUGUUCCCGGGUCAGUGGGGGUCCAUCCAGAUGCUGUCUCACGAUCCGAUCCGUUCGGUCGAAGACCUUAAAGCUGCCAAGAUCCGCGCGCACGGUGGUGCGGCUGAGAUCUUGAAAGCACUGGACAUCACGGUUUACGGUAUCCCUUGGGGGGAACUGCCAGCUGCUGCCGAACGCAAAGUUGUCACAGCGGCGAUCAUUGGUGCGCCAGCAGAUGCCUAUGCCUUCGGCUUUGGUGAAAUCUUCAGCUACUGGGACGCAGUAGAUUGGUUCUACUUCCCAAUGCCCGUAUCCAUCAACCUAGAUACUUGGAACGGUCUGCCUGAUGACGUGAAAGCUGUGAUCGAAGAGGUAAACCGUAAGCUUGCGGCCGGUUGUGUCGCCACCGUGGGCACACUGGCCGGGAUGAUACCGCCAAGCAUUAACUUGAUUGUCUACGGUAUCAUUGCGCGCGAAUCCGUGCCCAAACUGUUGAUCGCCGGUAUUGUUCCGGGUCUGCUGACCGCUUUUGCGUAUCUCGUGAUGAUCUAUAUCCGCGUCAGUCGUAAUCCGGAAAUGGCACCCGCCCUUCCGAAGGCCGGUAUCGAAGAACGUUUACAGUCCUUGAAGGGUGUCUGGAGCUUCCUGACCCUUGGUGGCAUCGUGAUCGGCGGUAUCUAUGCGGGCAUCAUCACCCCGACGGAGGCAGGCGCAAUUGGCGCUGUCGGGUCUUUCCUGAUCGCUUUGCUGCGCAAGCGGAUGUCAUUCGCCGUCUUGAAGGAAGUUUUUCUCGAUACGGCACAAACAACAUCGGUCAUCUUUAUUAUUCUUGUGGGGGCGUUGAUUUUCUCCUCCUACCUUGCGGUAAGUGGCGCAUCAGGGGCGGUGUCGGAAUAUAUUGUGGGCCUUGAUAUGUCGAUGAUGGGCAUCGUGUGCAUCUACGUGCUGCUCUUGCUGGUGUUGGGCUGCAUGGUGGAUCCGGUAUCGGUGAUGUUCUUGACUGUGCCGAUCUUUGUGCCGCCGCUGAUCGAACUGGGUGCCCAUCCGAUUUGGCUGGCAAUUGUGGUGGUCAAAACGCUUGAGAUUGGCCUGAUCACACCGCCUGUUGGGUUGAACGCUUUUGUCCUGAAAGGUGUUGCGCCCUCGUUCUCGCUGAAAGAGAUCUUUGGCGGCAUCUGGUGGUUCUUGCAGGUCGAGGUCAUUACCUUGCUGAUGAUCAUGUUCAUCCCGGCCAUCGCUACCAUUCUACCCGAACUGGCGUUUAAAGGAAGCAUAAACAUGUCGCAUAUCAAAGAUGUAAUCGCGCGGCGGGUCUGGGACUCGCGCGGGCAUCCAACCGUCGAAGUUGAUGUUAUUUUGGAAAAUGGUGUCGUCGGGCGCGCCAUCGCGCCAGCGGGUGCAUCGCGCGGCACACGCGAGGCGAUUGAUCUGCGAGAUGGCGGCGCAGCCUUGCAAGGCAAGAACGUCGUGCAGGCGCUUAAGAACGUAAACGGGCCCAUCGCUGCCGCAUUAAGGGGGCGGAAUGUGCAGGAUCAGACGGAACGGGUUUACGCCCUCUCUGCCCCUGCCCGAAAUCCNUUCGCCGCCGGCGACAUCAUGCAGUCCAAAGGAAAACUGGCAGGCGUCGCGGACGAAGGCGGUUGGUGGCCGAUGUUUGACAGCAACGAGGAAGCUUUGGAAACCCUGAUCGGUGCGAUCGAAAAAGCGGGUGAAAAGCCCGGUGAUCGGGUUGUCAUAUCACUUGAUAUCGCGGCUUCCGAAUUCUGCAAUGACGGCCGUUACCGGCUGGCACUUGAAGAUCGUGAUAUGGACAGCAACGCCAUGAUCGACAUGCUGGGGGGUUGGCUUGACGCCUAUCCGAUUGCAUCCAUCGAAGACCCGCUUGCCGAAACCGAUAAAGAGGGGACUUGCGAAUUCACCCGCCGGUUCGGGGACAGGGUGCAGNCGCAAAGCGCCGGAUGGGGGGCGAUUGUAUCUGCGCGGUCCGGUGAAACCGAAGAUGUCUCAAUCAGCCAUCUGGCGACAGGAUUGGGCGGGGGCCAGUUAAAGGUUGGCUCGUUCACCCGAUCCGAGCGGAUGCCCUUUAACAUCUGGUGCGUCGGUUUGAAUUAUACGGAUCACGCGAAAGAAGCGGGGCUGCCCGUGCCUGAUGAACCUAUUCUGUUCAACAAAUCCACGGUGACAUACUGCGGACCGAACGAUAAUAUCUUGAAAUCCGCGCAGAUGACAAAACUCGACUGGGAGGUCGAGCUGGGCAUCGUGAUCGGCAAACCUGCGCUGAACAUUUCCAAAGAGAAUGCGAUGGAUCAUGUCGCCGGUUUUGUUUUGGUCAACGAUCUGUCCGAACGCGCCUGGCAGAUGGAGCGGGCAGGCCAGACCAUUCAUGGCGACGAAGGACGAAAUUGA